Molecule: messenger RNA, 7584 nt
Organism: Harpia harpyja (harpy eagle)
Lineage: Eukaryota; Metazoa; Chordata; Aves; Accipitriformes; Accipitridae
Gene: IRS2
Product: insulin receptor substrate 2
Exons: 2
Coding region: 149-3694 (1181 amino acids)
Biological process (GO): insulin receptor signaling pathway
Cellular component (GO): plasma membrane; cytosol
Molecular function (GO): insulin receptor binding; phosphatidylinositol 3-kinase binding
Source: RefSeq, a predicted model, not a curated record
CCUGCGGAGGAAUAACUUUAUUUUACCCGCUUCCCGCCACCGCCACCACUACCCCCCCCCCCCCAGCUCUCCGCGGCGUUCGGCCCCCAGCCCCGCUCGGCGGCGGCAGCGAGAGGAGCCGGGCGGCGCUCCCGCCGCGGGGCCGGGGAUGGCGAGCCCCGCCGUGCUGGGGCUGCUGCCCCCCCUGAGCUCCCCGCCCGGCCCCAACCUCAACAACAACAACAACAACAACCAGGGCGUGAGGAAGUGCGGGUACCUGCGCAAGCAGAAGCACGGCCACAAGCGCUUCUUCGUGCUGCGGGGUCCGGGCGGUGGGGAGGAGGCGGGGGGCGCCCGGCUGGAGUACUACGAGAGCGAGAAGAAAUGGAGGAACAAGUCCGGGGCGCCCAAGCGGGUGAUCGCCCUGGACUCCUGCCUCAACAUCAACAAGCGGGCGGACGCCAAGCACAAGUACCUCAUCGCCCUCUACACCAAGGACGAGUACUUCGCCGUGGCGGCCGAGAACGAGCAGGAGCAGGAGGGCUGGUACCGGGCGUUCACCGACCUGCUCAACGAGGGCAAGGCGGCCUGCCAGGGGUCCCCCCACCGCCACCUCGCCUCCCCCUUCUCCGCCUCCUGCAGCGCGGCCGCCGCCUCCCUGGCCGCCGCCGGCGAGGACCUCAGCUACGGGCUGAUCGCCCCGGCCGCCGCUGCCUACCGGGAGGUCUGGCAGGUGACGCUGAAGCCCAAGGGCUUGGGGCAGAGCAAAAACCUCACCGGCGUCCACCGGCUCUGCCUCUCGGCCCGCACCAUCGGCUUCGUGCGCCUCAACUGCGAGCUGCCCUCGGUCACGCUGCAGCUGAUGAACAUCCGCCGCUGCGGCCACUCCGACAGCUUCUUCUUCAUCGAGGUGGGGCGCUCGGCGGCCACCGGCCCCGGCGAGCUCUGGAUGCAGGCGGACGACUCGGUGGUGGCCCAGAACAUCCACGAGACCAUCCUGGAGGCCAUGAAGGCGCUGAAGGAGCUGUACGCCUUCCGGCCCCGCAGCAAGAGCCAGUCCUCCUCCUCCUCCUCCUCCGGUGGGGCCGCCGGGCCCGGCGGCGGCGGCGCCUCCGCCACCCACCCCAUCACCGUGCCCGGCCGCCGGCACCACCACCUGGUCAACCUGCCCCCCAGCCAGACCGGCCUCCUCCGCCGCUCCCGCACCGACAGCCUCGCCGCCGGCGCCGGCAGCAAGUGCACGCCGUGCCGGGUGCGGACGGCCAGCGAGGGCGACGGCUGCCGGGUGGGCUCGGCGGCCGGCAGCCCCAUGAGCCCGGGCCCCGUGCGGACCCCCCUCAGCCGCUCGCACACGCUUAGCGGCGGCGGCGGGGGCCGGCAGGCGGGGAAGCUGCUGCCGGUGCUGGCCGGCGGCGGCCUGCAGAGCAGCCGCUCCAUGUCCAUGCCCGCCUCCCACUCGCCCCCCUCCGCCACCAGCCCCGUCAGCCUCUCCUCCAGCAGCGGCCUGGGCUCCGAGGCGGCCCCCCCGCAUCACCCGCAGCGCCCGUCCAGCGGCAGCGCCUCCGUCUCCGGCUCCCCCAGCGACGCCGGCUUCAUGUCCUUCGACGAGUACGGCUCCAGCCCGGGCGGCGACCUGCGGCCCUUCUCCUCCUCCUCCACCGCCAGCAACCGCAGCAACACCCCCGAGUCGGUGGCCGAGACCCCCCCGGUGCGGGACCCCGGGGGCGGCACCGACCUCUACGGCUACAUGGCGAUGGAGCGGCCCCCGAGCGGCCGCCUCUGCUACCGGCCCUGCCCCGACGCCGCGGCCGACCGGGGCCAUCGGAAGCGGACCUACUCCCUGACCACCCCGUGCCGGCAGCGGCCCCCCCCGCCGCAGGUCUCCUCCGCCUCCCUCGACGAGUACACGCUGAUGCGCGCCACCUUCGCCGGCAGCGCCGGCCGCCUCUUCCCCUCCUGCCAAGCCGGGGCUUCCCCCAAAGUGACCUACACCCCCUACCCCGAGGACUACGGGGACAUCGAGAUCGGCUCCCACCGCAGCUCCGGCAGCAGCAGCACCAACCUGGGCCCGCCGGCAGCGGGCGGAGGAGGAGGAGGAGGAGGGGGGGGGGGAGAUGACGACGGCUACAUGCCCAUGACCCCCGGCGUGGCCGCCGCCUUGGGGCAGGGAAGCCGGGGCGGCGAUGACUACAUGCCCAUGAGCCCCACCAGCGUGUCCGCCCCCAAGCAGAUCCUGCAGCCCCGGGCGGGGCUGGGUGGCGGGUCCCCCGGGAACAGGAGCGGCUACAAGACCAGCUCGCCCGGGGAGAGCUCCCCCGACGACAGCGGGUACAUGCGGAUGUGGUGCGGCUCCAGGCUCUCCGUGGAGAGCUCGGACGGGAGGCUGAGCUGCGGCGACUACAUCAAUAUGUCCCCUCGGGACCCCCAGCACGGGCCCCAGGCUCCCUCCCUCACCCCCCCGGACUUCUUCUUCGCCCCUUCGGGGCACGGGCCCGGCGAGCCCCCCAAGCCCGGCUGCUAUUCGUACAGUUCCUUACCCCGCUCCUACAAGAGCCAGGGCCCGGCGAAGGACAGCGACCAGUACGUCUUCAUGAACUCCCCGGGGAGGACGAUCCCGGAGGAGGCGGUGUGCGGAGCGGGCCGGUCGCCCGCCGGCACCUUCGCCCCCUCCAGCCACACGGUGCCUUCGCCCCUGCGGCACAGCCGGACCGAGAGUUUCCUGAGCCAGCGGUGCCAGCGGGCGGCCCGGCCCAGCCGCCUCUCUCUGGAGACCUUGCGGACGAUGCUGCCCAGCAUGAACGAGCACCCUCUGCCGCCCGAGCCCAAGAGCCCCGGCGAGUACAUCAACAUCGACUUCGGGGAUGCCGCCGUCUAUUCGCCCCCCUCGCUGCCCGCCGACAGCCCGGCCUCCUCCCUGGGCUCGGGCACGGGGCAGAGGCGCUCCCCUCUCUCUGACUACAUGAACAUCGACUUCGGGUCACAGUCGCCCUCCCAGUCGGGCACGGUCUCGGUGGGCUCCCUGGAAGCGCUCUCGCCGGGCUCUUCCUCCAGCACCAGCCAGCCCGAGGGGCGCUACCUGAAGGCGGCUGUGGGGGUGGCCUGUUCGUCCAGCCCGUCCGAUGGCGGGGAUUACACCGAGAUGACCUUUGGCAUGGCCACCACCCCACCCCAACCCAUCGUUCAGAAGCCAGAAAGUGCCCGGGUCGACAGCCCCACGGCUGGGGUGAAGAGGCUCACCCUCUCCGGGGUGGAGGCUUUCAUCCUCUCCAGCCCUCCCCCGGACCCAAACCGGGGGGCCAAGGUCAUCCGGGCGGAUCCCCAGGGGCGCAGGAGGCACAGCUCGGAAACCUUCUCCUCCACCACCACUGUGACCCCCGUGUCCCCCUCCUUCGCACACAACCCCAAACGGCACAACUCGGCCUCGGUGGAGAACGUGUCCCUCAGGAAAAGCGAAGGCCUGGAGGAGGAGCAGGGUAGCAGCCCCAUGUGCCGGGAGACCUCGGCUGGCUUCCAGAACGGCCUCAACUACAUCGCCAUCGACGUGGUGGACGGGACCCUGGCAAACCGUGACAAAGCCAGGUCGAGAGCCAGGCACGUCCUGAACGGCGGCGUCAACGGCGUGGAGAUGAGCGCCUAUGCCAGCAUAGACUUUCUGUCUCACAACCUGAAAGAAGCGAGUGCUGUGAAAGGAAGUACAGGAAGAUGGAAAAGAUGAGAGAUUCACCGUUUGCGGAGCAAGCUUUGAACCUAAUUAAGACGAGAGGAUUGUUGAAUGAAAUGUCAGAGUUUGAAAGGAUGAACGCUUAUUCUGAAUGACUGGAAGGGCUGAGGGCAGCGUUACUUGUCUGUUGCUUUUAGUUUUGCUGGGGUCGUGUUCAGGAUCCCUGUGGCUCGACCUGGAGGGGUGCGGGUGCUGCAGUUACCGCUCUCCGUGUCCAGCCUUGGUCGCGGGCACCAACAAACUAUCGUGCCCCUUGCUUUGCAGAGUGACUUUUCACAGAAACGAGGAGUUUUUCUUGAGCCACCUACAGCCCCAGCUGCAAACCAAGCCCCGUGUUGGGAAAGAGCUAUUUCCACAGCAUUCCCCAAAGUGCUGACCCUAAGAGGGGGGUGGGGGGCACCGAGAAAACCGGGAGUGGGUGGGAGCGCGGUCACCGUCCAGGUGAAAAGUGGGAAUGAAAGAGCUGGUUGGUCAGAGAAGCAGGGGGAACCGACUGCUGUCCUUGCCAUCCGGUAAACAAAAGGAGAGGGCAGUGAGCGUCGCCGCGUUCACUGGGUGCACGGCGGCGUGCAGAGGAGAGGGUUCAGUUCUGCUGCACAUUUGUCAAAGGGAGGUUCUAGGCUUGCCUUAUUUCAGUAUUUAAUCUGCAUGUGUAUUUAUUUUUCCUCCUUCCCGUAAGCCUUUAAACGCAGACCCCAUGGAGAAGUGAUGCGGGGAAGCUGGCUGAGGUUUGCUCUGGCUGUAGGAGGCAAGGCUGGCUGUCUUCCCCGCUUCCCCGAGGAGCGUGCACGCCUGCUGGGUGACGGGGCUCGGGGAUUAAUGCGGCCGGUGUCAGGCCCAGGCGGUAAGGAAAAGCCUCACACGAGCACCAUCAGUCCGCAGUGUGCAGGGCUGGGUACCAAAAUCGGGGUUUCGGGUUAAUUGCACUUGUGGCAGGCAAACUGAAGCAGUCGUAGCGUGGGGAAGGAGGCAUGUAUCACAAAGGACUUUACCGGUGUAAGUCGAAUCAGGUCAUUAACUUUUGCAAAUUUCCUAGUUUCUCUUUUGGUUUUCAUUGGGAUUUCACACCGAAGUUUGUUUACGGAAGGACCUCUGCCACUGUCUAAAAAGGUCACCGAGUAUUGUGCCAGUGUAUUUGAAUUUCAAGCAUUGUGAUUUGGGAGCCUACUAAGAAUUUCAUCUUUUACAGAGAAACACUUAUGCAAUUUAAAGAAAACUGUAUUUUGAGCAUAAGCAAGAUUAUUUUGACACAGUAGUAAUUCAGGUAGAUUUGAGAGAAUCUAAUUUUGUAAAAAUUAAUGGUUUGCACAAGAGAUAGCUUAUAUAUGAUCAGCAUUGUUUACUUAGCUGUUUGCACUUUUUUCAAAUUUUGUUUUUAACUAUAUUAGCAAAGUGAGAAGCUUAACUUCUUCAAAGCUUCUUCAAAAACCAAGAGAGGUUUCUAGCAAUUUUAAGACAAUGGAGAAUCCACAUAUAUUUAAUAUUUGGAACAGGAGAAUCUCAGAGAUACAGGGUAUGCAAACGAGCUCCUUGUAAUUACCUUCUCAGUAAGUUAAUAUUUCGAUUUGUGUAAAAUACAUGUAAAAAACCAGUUUGAAUUCUUCCUGAUGGUCUGUAGCAGUAGAUGUGUUUUCGCGUGGAUAAGUGUUUUAAGCGAAAUUACUUGUAUCAUUUAAAGGUGGCUGGUUUUCACGUGUAGCUUGUCUCUCUGCUAUCAGUAACUUGCCCCUGCUGUAGGGAGUGCUGUGCUUGCGGAGAUCCCUGUCCAUAUUAUCCUGUCAUGGCAAGAGCAAGCGAGUGCAUCCACAACUGCUGUCAAAACAGCAAAAUUAAAAGGUUGCUCGAAAUUACCAGUUCGUUUAGUUUUACUGUGUUCUGAAAGUGUGCAAAUAUUUAAGAAUUGGAGAAACACUUGCCUUCAUCUGAUGUGUAAAUAAAAUAAUACUGUUACUGGUUGGUUAAAACUUGUUACUUGCUGAUAAUUAGCCUUUGUUCUUAAAUUAUGACUGCUUUUUUGCUUAAAAACUUAUGAACUGUGUGUGGUUUUCAUUAUGGAGACAUUUACACUCAUUUCUCUUGUAUAGUGUAAACUACUUAUUCCAGUGUAUUUAUGACAGAUUACACCCAAUAACGAUGUGACUCUUUAUGGUGGAUCUUAGUUCUAUUGAAGUCAGAUGGGAGUUUUCUCUCUAUUUUGGUGGGGUUAAGAUUUUACGCUUUGUGUGUAAUCAUGGAAUUCUUAAGUAAAAUUCCUGUUAAAUUUAGUGGGUGUGUAAUAAGGAAUUUUGCUUAAUUGAAAACACCAGAGUUGGGUGGGUUAUCUUUAAUUUUGUUUUCUUUUCCAUUAACAAAUGCUCUGUAACUUGUAAAUGUUUCUAGUAGUUGGUCUAGUUUCCUAAAAUUGAACAGAUACUAUGUGUAAUGGUGCAAAAAAACCCUGAGGGUGGUUUUCCUCCUGUGUUAGUUUCUUUUGUCUUGAUUUAUUUAAAGAAAUCAUCUGUAAUGCAUCUAGUUGAGAUCGUAAUAAGGUGAUUUUUUAUAAUAAUGACCCCCCCCAGCCUUGUCAAUUAGCUCUUACUUUUGUGAGGGUUUUAUGAUUGCACCUAAACAAUAAAAAGCCUAUCUUAAGAAAUCUCUUCCUGUGUCUUUCUAAUGACAUUUUAGAUAAUUCAAGAAAUAACCCUUGUUUUCCUUUUUCUCUGGGAUUACUUUGCACGAUGAAUUAUAUUAUUAAGGUUUUUUUUCCUUCCCCCUCUAAUAUGCCAACAGCCGUAAAGUUUUGGUUCUCAGAGCAGCAUGAGAAUGUUUAAUUGUAUCUUUAACAAAACUUGUAUUCAUUUUAAAAUAACUUCUUAAAAGUAUUAAAAGAAGUAUAUGCGGUGUUACAAAUCUAUACAUCUUCUAAAGUCUGUAUUUGAAUAAAUUAGCUGUAGUAGUUUCUCUUACUGACAAGUUCUGUGAGAACAUGACAAUUAACAGCAGGAAGAACUGAACUGCUUUUAAUAACCUUACAUAGUUUGAUUUUUUUUUUUAACCUCUUACGCUUAGAAUUAAAAAUCUGAGGUGAUUAUUACUAGGUGAUUUUUAUUAUUAAAAAUCAUUUCACAGCUGUCCAAAUGAAAAUGGUUAGGUCUGCACCCAGCAGUGCCACUUGUGAAACACAAGAUGUAAACUGAGGUUAUCUAAGAUUAAAUGAAGCCUUUGAUAUUUUAAAUUAUGUUGAUUAUACGGAUGUCAGCUUUUUACAAGCAAAUAGAAUAUUAAAAUGUGUAACAUCUAUUAGACUUUUAUUUUGCUUUAUACUUUAAAUUAUGUUUAGCUAUACUGCGUAUAGAAAGAAUGUCAUGGUUACUUUGAGUCAUUUAAGAUAAAUUGUUAUAGACCAAGUUGAAUGGUGGGUUUGUUCUAAAAUGAACCAGUACAGUCAUUGCUCAAGGCAGAGGAAAUGCUUAGGUUGAUGAUUGCUUCUGAUUACUUGAUUUCUUUCAAGAUAGCUACAGAGACUAACGUUCGCUUGUAAGUAAAAUGGAUAAAGGAAUGUUUGAACAGAAAGAGCAUUAGGACAUGUUUUAUAUGGUGGUGGUGUUUUGGUUUUUUUUUAAUAAGGAGAGAAUAACAUGGGUUUCUUUACACUUGAUUUACUAUUAUUUUUAAAUAGCAUUAAUUACACUGGAAUGCUGAAGUGGUUUAAAAGUUGAAACACAGCAAGCAUCCACAGAAGAAUUAAGCUGGAGUUAGUGUAUGUAGCCUAACUUUCCUCCCUAUUCAGCAGUUAAAGGGCAACAUAAGUACAUCCAGGUAUUUUCUGUUUCUAUCAGAUUUUUUCUAAAGCACCGUUAAUAUGUUUCUUUUUAAAGUAAUAAACACAUAAAGAAAUGGCUGUA